Kwoniella mangroviensis CBS 8507 is the source of this 5067-nucleotide messenger RNA. RefSeq lists its product as uncharacterized. Bases 1 to 5067 code for a protein of 1688 amino acids. The transcript has 7 exons. The record is from RefSeq and is a predicted model, not a curated record. NCBI's taxonomy places the organism in Eukaryota, Fungi, Basidiomycota, Tremellomycetes, Tremellales, Cryptococcaceae.
AUGGCAUACUUCGAAACACCCGAUAGGGUGCUGAAGAGAGUCCAGCAACUGGAAGAUAUGGAAUUACCCUCUUUACCUAGUUUCCAACAUGACGAUGAUGUCGAUUUUGAUAGUAUGAGUGGAACCGAGUCCACAAGUGAUGAUCACCAGCAGUAUUAUCAUCAGUCAUCAAUCAUCGAUGAGCCUCAGAGCGACAUGACUACACCACAUCCACUCCGAAAGGUCAUGGGACCGCCUCCAUCCAGCACCGCGACAGCUACAACACGCUCAUCUGCCGAUUCAUUCUCUACUGCCUCAGGAUCUCCCUUCCCUCCCAUUGACUCUUCUCCCUCCGAAGGUGCUUCAUCUCCUUAUGCACCAACAACAGCUCUUACGUCAACACCUCAAUCUCACCAGACAAGGUCAAUGUCUGGCUCACUCCGUACGAGCACAACAGACCGUACUGCCACCACAAAUAGAACUUCUCGCCACGAGAGAACGCUAAGUGGAACAGGAUCAUUAGGGAAUAGUACUCAUGCUUCUAGAUGUCAAAGAUGGCAGACACCGGGAGAGAUGAGCAGAAGUUUCUCUGGAGAGGAGAUAGUAGACAGAAUGAAGCUGGGCGCGGAACAAUCAAUACCGUUGAAUGAUUACUCAGAUCAACAAUACGACGAAUCUCACUCACAAUCAAUACCAGAGCUUCCUUCCCUUACGGUACCGCCGGAAGAAACCCCCGUGACCCGCCGUUUGUCAUCUGGAAACGUGCUGCUAGAAAGACCUAGAAGGCGAGGACCAUCAGCAGCUAUUCAUCAUCUUCAAGCAGUACCCGAGACUCCAAGCGACCCACCUACCCCUGCAACUCGGAAUGUUGUAUCUUCGCAGGCAUCCGUACCAACCACGCUACCUGUAUCGCAAAACGAGCGAAUCCCAAGCUUAUCAAGAAGCGAGGUCUCAGCGACAGAUGUCAGUGAAGCUGCUAGCACGCCAGAAGGUCCGGUCAGAAAUGUCUCAAUGAUGACACCAAGGGCGGACGCCCAUCAGGAAUACGAGAUCACCGGUGAAUAUCAAUACGAGAUAGACAGCGCACCAGAGGAUCACGGAGAAAACCCAACUUGGGAAUACAACCAGGAGAAUGAAUACACAGCUCAGGAAGAUGAAAACGUAUCUGUUGACCCUUCGCAAUAUUCUUCUCCUCAUAAACAAAUGGACACCUAUUCCCCCGCCAGACAGGCCAUCACUCCUUCAAUCGCUCUUUACUCAACGCCCGGCACGAUACGUGGUCAGCCCUUCCGUUACAACAAUCUUGACGCUUCCUCGGCACCUUCAACCAUUCUAUAUGAUGUGACAGACUCGAUACAGAAUACUCCAUCUGGACCUGUUACACCAUCGCCCUUUGGCAUGAUAUCCAAAACAAGCGACAUGUCUAAUCCUCGUGCUCCUUUAGACGAUGCUGAAAGACGAAAAAGCCAUGUUCUAGCUGUUCUCGGAUCAUCUUCUGGACCAUCGACCAGAAUUGUCCGACCGCAUGUACGAGGUACCCCACAUCCACUUCGUAGGGUAUCGACCGCUCCUGACACCGAAUCUAUCGCAGAAGAAGGAAGCGAUGUCACACAAUCUCAGAAAUCGAUUCGUAGAGCAAUAACUCCAGGUAUGACAAGCCGAUUGACUGUCGACCAAUCAGUAGAUCAGUCUUUUGUCUCUAUCGCCUCAUCAGCCGACCUCACUUCCGACAAGCGAGCAUCGCACAUGCAUAGUCGCCUAUCCCGUGGCAACACAUCUUUCCCUACUAUCCUCCUUCCAACCAAUCAUGCAUCUCCUGGCGGUGGCUCUUUGAAAGGUCUCUCAGAUCAGCGUGCAGACGGUAUCAAGAUUCAUAAACACCUCAACGCGAUGAACAAACAGUUGCUUGAGACGAAUGACGAUCUCGCUCGUGAAGCUGAAGCAUGGAGGGAUGAAGCGGAUAGAUUGAGAGGUAUUUUGGAGGACCACGGUAUCGAUGUGGAGGAUAACGAUGUACUUGGCGGUCUCAAUGCAGCUUCAACUUCUGCGAAUGUCUCGCAGCAACUUCCUGAACGGCCGACGAAAUCUCCAAACGGACGUGAUAGUACUAAAGGCGAUCACUCCGAACUUAUCAGCCAACCCUCAGCACUCAGCGGUCGUAGGGGCAGCUCACCUCAUGCCAACAAAGCAUCAACCUCUGCUCAAGAUCUGUUGGAAGGCCUGAAUCCCGAAGAAUAUGCGGCAGUGAUGCAGGAAAUGGCUGAAAAGUUGGAUAAUCUGGAAGAAGGUUUGAACGAGAAGGAUCAGUUGAUAGCAGAAUUGGAGGAGCAGCUUGAGCGUGCAAGACAAGCCAAUACACCCGAACAGCAAGGACUGCUCGAUGAAAUUGAAAAGUUGUCUGCUCAAUUGGAAGAAGCUGAGAGGGCUAGAGUAGCCCUCCAUUCUGAUUUCUCCACCAAGACCGAACAACAUGCUCAGCAAUUCGGUGAGAUCUGUUCAGGAUUUGAAAAGCAAGUCCGAUCAUUGGAGAAGGAUCUGAGUGACGCUAGAACUGAGGUAGAUCGAGUCAAGAACGAUAAAUCUAGACUGGAAAAGAUCUCAUUUGUCGAAGGUGGUGUAGAAGAACAGCAUCUCAGAAAACGUGUCUCCGAUCUCGAAGAAAUGCUACAGCAGGCUACGACGGACAACCACAAACAGUUGAUUGAAGUAGAGAGCCUGAAGAAACACUCAGCACAUAUGUUAGAGGAGAAAGAAGGUUUGAUGCAUCGUGUAGAAGAUGCAGAAACCGAGUUUGAAGAGUUGCGAGCCCGAAUUUCUGAAAUGCAGGAUGAAGGUACUGGCUUAGAAUCCCUCGAAGCUAUGAAAGGUGAACUCAAAAUUGCAUGUGAAGCUCAAUUAGUCGUAGAAGACAAACUCACUAAAGUACAGCAAGAAUUGGCAGAAGCGCAAAAUACUAUCUCUCACCAAGAAACUGAAAUUGGUCACCAACAUGAUCAUAUUGAAGAACUCAACAGGGUGAUCGAGAGUCGUGAAGCCGAUCUUGCAGUGGUUCAAAACAAUUCCAGAGUCAAUGGAGAAGCGGAAGAGGAACUUCGACAUGUACAACAACAAUUAAAUUUAGUUAACGAAGUACUCGCUAGCAAGGAAUCUGAAAUCGAGUCGCUCAAGGGUAAAUUGGAAGUGGCCAAUAUUGCCACUCAAGCCAUUAGGACUUCUCAACGACGAUCCACUUCUCCAGCUCCCACCAUGUCUCCAACAACUAACACCGCUGGUACGGACAACAAUCCGAGCUAUCAUGAUAGCUUUGUCGCUGCAAUGGAAGAAAGGCUUGAUGAGGCUUACCGAGAAAUCGGAAGGCUCAAGCAUGAACUCAAUGCUACGCCACACCGAAAGUCGGCUGUAGAAGUGAGAGACGCCAAGAUUCAAGCAUUAGAGCGGGAGAAAGCGGCUUUGGCAGACAGGCUAGCUUCAAGUAGUAGAAGCAUGACGAUAUCUGCUUCACCUGCUCCUGCUGGUGUCAAAGAUGCUGGUUCACCUUUCAAACGACCUACUCCCCUCGUCCACCGAGCUAUUGCCUCUUUGCGCACUCCUAAAACGCCCGGUCCUUUACCUGAACUUUCCUGGCUACAAACUACCAUCGGUGAUGCUAAUGAACCCAUUCUUCAAGCUCAACUUGAGUACCUCCAAAAAGAGCUUCGAGAUGCCAACGAUCAGCUUGAUCACAACUUCAGUCGUCUCGAAGCAGCCGGUCUUGGUGGUGUCGCACUUGCUGAAAAGCUGGCUGCCGCUGAAGAAAGGAUAGGCGAGCUUGAAGGUGAAAUCAGAACGUUGGUACAGAGAAACAAAGCUUCUUUAGCUCUGGUCAGUGCUCAGAAAGAGGACCGAGAGCGAGACAACGAAGGUCGUAUGCAGAAAGCACUUGAAGCUGUUCAUAGUCAGAUGGAACAACUCAAAUAUGAUAUCGCUAAUGAGCGUUCUCGACUACAAAGAGACAAUGGCCGACUACAAAAUCUCGUUUCGGAAAUGAGGCUCAAAAGCCAAGCUCAGGUGGAAAGCCUCCAAUCUGAGAUGCAAAGAAUGGCUGAGAAAGCCGAGGGAGACCUGAAAGCUACACGAGAUGAUUUGAGCAGAGUCAUCAGGGAGAGAGAUCAACUUAAGAAAGAAUUUGAAUCCCGGGGAACUCAGAUCGUCCAACUCGAACGAGAUAUCGCGAAAGAGCAAAGAGCUUAUGAAUCCCUUUCCCGACGUAAUGUUCAGACCACUCAAUCUGCUGCCUUGCAACCCGAACUUACUCAAAAAGCCCGAACCAUCGAAUCUCUGCAAUUAUCGCUUCGGGAUGCUCAACGAGAAUCGGACGAUCUACGAAACGCCUUAUCUCAGCGUACACAAACUUUGGAAGAUACCAAAUCUCGUUUGGCCAAGUUCCAGAAUGAACGCACCCACGUGAUGAAGGAGUUAGAGGAAUUCGAGAGGGAUCUACAAACGCAACGAUCGGAGAGUAGGGAAUUCGGCCUUCAACUCUCCUUGUUGAAGAAAGAGCAAAAUAAUGCUUCUGCGAAACAUCGAGCUGGACUUGAUGCUUUGGAGAGGGAAUUGAAGGAAGCUAGGAAUAAUGAAAGGUGGACGAUGAAAGACUUGAAUGAUGCGAAGAGGAAAUACGAUGAUCUAGAGAGUUGGAGGAUAAAUCACCAAUGUGAUACUGGUCUUUCACAAGCUUUGAUCGAUCAGAAAACACAUUUCAAAACUCAAUCUCGAUCUCUCGCAUCUCAGAUCCGAUAUCUCAAAGCGAAAUUCACCAGGGAAUCAACCUUCAGGAACGCACUGGCAUUACAGAAGCGUUACCUUUUGUUAUUAGUUGGUGGGAUGAGUCUGGAUCAACAAUCGACUUUGAGAGCUAUAGCUCAAAUGGGUUAUCCAGUUCCUGAACCAUCUAGACCUAGGAGAACUUUCAAAGCUGUUGCAUUAGCUGUCUGUAGUAUAAUAAGAGCGAGGAAUACUGCGAAUGAUUGGAAGAAGGAGAAAGAACUGAAAUUGACUAUUUCAUCGAAUGGUUCAGGUGAAAGAAGGAGAGUUUCAGCUAGGACGUGA